Astrephomene gubernaculifera is the source of this 1841-nucleotide messenger RNA. NCBI's taxonomy places the organism in Eukaryota, Viridiplantae, Chlorophyta, Chlorophyceae, Chlamydomonadales, Astrephomenaceae. The record is from the annotation of a GenBank genome assembly.
AGGUAAUAGAGGCUGGCUUGCCGGAAGAGUUGUAGUUAAGCUUGUACAGUUGGAGCUCCAACAUGCAGUCUAACCUUUGCUCACGCUUGCAAGCUUCCACACCAACGAGGAUAGCAGUGAGGCGUCGCGCCAAUGUCAGGACGAAGGCGCUCUUUGGCUUUGGCAAGCCCAAGUCCGAAGUAGAGAGCGAGCGGGAGGAGCAGUGGCGGUUGCAGCAGGAACUGAUUCAAAAACGCAAGAGCGGCCAGCUCAUUAAAGAAGCGAACGAUAGGCGGCGAAAAGUCGCGGAGGAGCUAGCCUCGCGCAAGGAGGUGCGGCGGCGGGAGAAGGAGGCGCUGGCACGGGGGGAGAUGCCAGACACGUUGCAGGGGUGGAAGCCGUACGAUAACGAGGUGGACGAGAAGGCCAACAGCGGCAUCGUGGUGCCGCUGCUGCCCUUUGGAAUCAAGAAGUACGAUGAGGGUGAGCGGUUCGACCUGCGCAGCCCCUACAGCGACGCGGGCUGGGUGGACCCGGAGGAGCAGGACGCGUGGGCGGGGCUCAAGAAGAUCGGAUCCAAGAUCUUCAACUUCAGCGGCAAGAGCGAGCCAACCGAGCUGAAACCCAUCAUGUGGGCCACCCCCUUCACCAAGCGGCGUGGCGAGCAGGAGGACGAGGACCAGCCGGCGGCACCGCAGCCCCAGAAGAAGAAGCCGCAACAGCCGCCGUCUCGGGCGUCGCAGCAGCCGCAGCAGCAGCCACGCUUUGGGUUCAAGGGCAACAAGUAAGGCCCUUCCUGCCUAGCCAGCUAGCGCCCGUAAUGGCACAGAGGCAGCAGCACCCGGCCCAGCAGCUCCCUUUUAGUUUCCGGGCCACUCGACCCAAUCAAUUGGUACACAAGCCAGGAACGCGUAUGGCCCUGCUUCAGGCGGUGUGCUUGGUGUCGUUAAGGUGGUGGUGGUGGUCGCUUGGAGAGCCGGCAGUGCCACCACCAGCAGCAGCAGCAGCAGCGGCCCUCUUGCGUCUGCCGUACAUCCGUCCCAGCGCUGCCGCCACCCCCAUAUGGGCGGCACAGAGGGUGAGGCCCACCGCUGCGACCAGGGAGGGACCGCCGGAGAGCUGCACGCCUGUUGCGGGGGAAGAGGGGGAGGAGAACCGUGCGUUGAAUGGCAGUGGAGGAGGAGGGUAAGGAGGAAGACCCAGGGGCCGAGCUCAGCAGGGUAGGUUGUGAUGCAUUUCUGCAUAUUGCGGUGACGAGAGAUGUAGGGAGGGAAGGCGCGUGGAGCGUUACGCUGCUCGGAUGGAAGAAAACGGUAUCGAGGGAAGUGUGAUUACUGGAAGCGUGAAGAAUGUACGAUAGCAUAAGCUGUACCCUGUACGAUAAGUUGAGCCUAAAAGAUGUUGCGAGUGUCGUUAGGGUUUUACCUAAUCCCCUUGUGUGAGUUAUGUAGCACGGACGAGUGUACAAGGUUGCAGUUUUCUGCGGUUUCCUUGCUGCCUUGGCUGCACUGUGAUGUUGUUUGAUAUGUUUUGAUUGAGGAGUUGCUCGAAUGUUUAAAUUAUUUUGUUGGUGGUAGCCGGUGGGUCCGGAGGGAUUGUUGCCAAGUUGUAAAAGCACUGGAGGCCUGGUGGUCAGUCUGCGAGUUGCGUGGAGAGCGAGUCUAGGGAGGCGGGAUGAGGGAGUCACGAACAUUCGCUAGGCGUUAGGAUGAGGUAACGUGACGAAGGGAGGAGAAAUGCGGUUGCGUAGUGUACACCUCUGGGGCAGAGGCGCUUGUUUCGAGGUUGGAACAAUCCAAUCAUCUAAUCGGCGCUAAACACAAGGGGUUGUCCCCGGUGCAACGUGUAAGAACGGUACCCAC